AUGCACGACCUGAUUGCUUCCCUUGAGCCUGAGAUGGAAUACAUCUGUAAGGUCAGCGGCGCAACUGAACUCUCACUCUCCGUCGUGUCGGGCGGAAAAGAAGCAUACGCAAAACAUCUAGGUUUUCGAGACGUCGAGGCUAAGAAGGCUCCGGAUGUUGAUACUACUUACUUCAUUGGCUCCGUCACCAAGGACAUGGUGGCCGCUUUGCUGGGCAUACUUGUUGAGGAGGGAGGGCUCCAGUGGUCGGCUCACAUCGCCUCAAUCUUGCCCGAACUUCAAGAUUCGUUCGAAGCCAGGGUGGCUCGUAGCGAUGGUAUCUGGAUCCAGCGGGCCGGGAAUAUUCUACUCCCUAAAUCAGAAAGCAUACGAACUUGGGUGGCUCAACCUGUUGUCAGGGACUUCAGGUCUGGCUUCCUUUACAACAACUAUGCUUAUGGCGUGAUCGGCCGAGCCAUAGAGAAGAUUGAGGGCAAGAGUCUUGAGGAGACCUUCAAAGAGAAAUUAUGGGAGCCACUGGGGAUGCAUCGGACAUCUAUGGAGGAUAUUCCUGGCAAUUCCAACGCAGCCAAGGCAUACUACGCACCGGAUGAUGCUACUUCAUACGGGGUUCCCAUUCCCACUAUAUCACAUGAAACUAUCAUGAGAGCUGCCGGCGCCAUUCGAAGCUGUACUAAUGACCUAGCAAAAUACUACAGCAAUUUUAUGCACGCAGCAAAUCAUCAGUUCAGCAACAAGACGGCAUCAACUCCAAACUCGCCAUUCAAGCAACUCACCACAAUUCUUCGUCCUUACAAUCAACUUGAUCUUAUCUCUUUCAGUGAGCAGUCUUAUGCUCUAGGCUCGGGUCGUGCACAGCUGCCCUGUCCUCUAGGAACUUUGAGCUACAACUACUUGCUCACGGCCAUCCUCCCUAUGCAGAACUCAUCAGGCUUAGGUGAUGCAUGUGACUGGAUUCCUCAUAUGAUUAUCCAGAAACUGUCGGGUAGCACUGAGAACAUUGACUUUCGGCAGCUUUCUUCCAUGGCUGCGAAGGCGGCUCCAGCUCUUGCUGAGAAGAUUGAACCUGACCUUGAGAAGGGACGAGAGAGGGGUACCAAACAUCUUGGCCUCGAGGCAUAUACAGGCCACUACUGGAACGCACUUCACAACUUCCGUAUCGACGUCAGCGUCCGUCAUGGCCGUCUCUACAUGAAGUUUCAAGGUAUUGAGAAUGAAAAUUAUGAGCUGAGAUAUUAUUAUCACCACUCCUGGAUAUGGAAUGUGUCGCAUAACGACACGGCAAAGCAAGGGCGAUUCCCGACAAGACCUUGGAGCUCGUAUAUAAUCGAAUUUAAUUGCGGGGAUUAA
Messenger RNA from Fusarium redolens, 1350 nucleotides. RefSeq names its product beta-lactamase/transpeptidase-like protein. The coding region runs from base 1 to 1350 and encodes 449 amino acids. The record is from RefSeq and is a predicted model, not a curated record. The transcript is spliced from 3 exons. NCBI's taxonomy places the organism in Eukaryota, Fungi, Ascomycota, Sordariomycetes, Hypocreales, Nectriaceae.